AUGCUCGCCCUGGAGGCUGCACAGCUGGACGGGCAGCACUUCAGCUGUCUGUACCCAGAUGGAGUCUUCUACGACUUGGACAGCGGCAAGCACCCCAGCUACCCCGACUCCGAGGGGGCCCCCGACUCCCUGUGGGGCUGGACUGAGGCCCCAGCUGUCCCUGCCACCUCCUAUGAAGUCUUCGACCCAGCAGUAGUCACCUUCAGCCACCCCCAGGAUGUGCAGCUCUGUUACGGACCCUCCUCGACAUACAACCCUGUGGGGAGCCUCGACCCUGCCACCAGCCUGGAGGCCCCGGGGCCCGGCUUCCCAGCGUACCCCACGGAGGACUUCCCUGGCCAGACCCCGGGGCCCCCGGCUUAUGCCCCGUACCCCAGCCCCGUGCUGUCGGAAGAGGAGGAUCUCCUGCUGGACAGCCCCGCCCUGGAGGUCUCGGACAGCGAGUCGGAUGAGGCCCUCAUGGCUGGCCCCGAGGGGCGGGCAUCCGAGGCAGGGGCCCGCAAGAAGCUGCGCCUGUACCAGUUCCUGCUGGGGCUGCUGACUCGCGGGGACAUGCGCGAGUGCGUAUGGUGGGUGGAGCCAGGUGCCGGGGUCUUCCAGUUCUCCUCCAAGCACAAGGAGCUCCUGGCGCGCCGCUGGGGCCAGCAGAAGGGCAACCGCAAGCGCAUGACCUACCAGAAGCUGGCCCGCGCCCUGCGCAACUACGCCAAGACCGGCGAGAUCCGCAAGGUCAAGCGCAAGCUCACCUACCAGUUUGACAUUGCGCUGCUGCCGGCGGCCCGCCGCGCCUGA
Messenger RNA from Pteronotus mesoamericanus, 792 nucleotides. It is a transcript of the gene SPIB, whose product is annotated as Spi-B transcription factor. Gene Ontology annotation, biological process: regulation of transcription by RNA polymerase II; cell differentiation. Gene Ontology annotation, cellular component: nucleus. Gene Ontology annotation, molecular function: DNA-binding transcription factor activity, RNA polymerase II-specific; sequence-specific DNA binding. NCBI's taxonomy places the organism in Eukaryota, Metazoa, Chordata, Mammalia, Chiroptera, Mormoopidae. The record is from RefSeq and is a predicted model, not a curated record. The transcript is spliced from 6 exons. Bases 1 to 792 code for a protein of 263 amino acids.